Molecule: messenger RNA, 2015 nt
Organism: Atta colombica
Lineage: Eukaryota; Metazoa; Arthropoda; Insecta; Hymenoptera; Formicidae
Product: ribosomal RNA-processing protein 8-like
Exons: 4
Coding region: 153-2015 (620 amino acids)
Biological process (GO): regulation of transcription by glucose; rDNA heterochromatin formation; cellular response to glucose starvation
Cellular component (GO): nucleolus; rDNA heterochromatin; chromatin silencing complex
Molecular function (GO): methyltransferase activity
Source: RefSeq, a predicted model, not a curated record
GACUCUGAUCAGAGUGAUCGGUAUUCUCGCCUCUCGGAUGACAUUUAAUCGUCUACUUCUACAGAAUAGUAACACAUGUUGUAGUUCUUUUCUCUAGUAUUUAGUGAAUAGUUUGCGAUAAACAAUUUUGAUUCUUUUAACUUGAUAAAAUAAUGGCAAAAUUAAAAAAAACUCUGCAGAACGUACAAAUGCCUGCUGUACCAAGUACGAAAAUAUCCAUCGUGAAAAAACGAAAUCGAAGAAAAAAGAAAACUAAUAUACAAUUAUUGAAUAAUAUGGAUAAAAAUAAUUUAAAGAAACUAAGUGCAUCCAAUGAAAUAGUAAAAAAUAUAUUUACAAAUACGCAAAAUAAUAAAAGGAAAAAAUUGCAUAGUUCUAAGAAUAAAUUUGAUGCAAAAAAUUUUUCCUCAACAAAAUAUCCAAAAAAUAAUGAAAAUAACUUAAAGAAACUAAAUAUAUCUAACACAAUAGGCAAGGAUACAAAUAUGCAAAGUAAUAAAAGGAAAAAAUCACAUGAUUUUAAAAAUAAACUUAACGCAAACUAUACAGAAAAUUCAGAUUUUCUAACUAAAUAUCCAAAGGAUAAUAAAAAUAUAAAGAAACUAAGUGCAUCUAAUGAGAUAGCAAAGGAUGUAUUUACAAAUAUGCAAAAAAGUAAAAAGAAAAAACUACGUGAUUCUAAAAAUGAACUUGAUGCAAUAAAAUAUACAGAAAACUCAGAUGGUCUGACAAAAUAUCCAAAGGAUAAGAAAAAAUAUAAUUUAAAGAAAUUAAGUGUAUCUAAUAGAAUAGCAAAAGAUAUGUUUGCAAAUAUGCAAAAUAAUAAAAGAAAAAAACGUGAUUCUAAAAAUAAACUUGAUGCAAAAUAUACAGAAAACUCAGAUGCUUCAACGAAAUAUUCAAACGAUGAUAAGAAAAAAAUAUUAAAAGUAUCUCAAAAAAUACAAAAUAAUUCAAAUAUUAAAAUAAAAUAUGAGAAAAAUAAAAAACGAAAACAGGACAUGAAUCUUAAUCGUACAAAUAAGGAUACUGUGAGAGAUAAUUAUGAAGACGUGGAAAUCGAUGAAGAUUCUUCAGAAGAUAAUGGAAGCAAAAAUAUUAAAAAAAAAGAAGAAAAGGUUAAAAAGUUACAAAUGGAGAUAAAAAAUCUUAAGUUUAUGAUGAGAAAAUUAAUUGAAGGGAACAAUGAAGAGAAUAUGAAACAGAUAUCAACUAAAGUAGAAACACAGCAGAUACAAUCUGAUAUAUUAAAACUGGACAAACAUAAAAUAAAUAUCAAAUAUUUAAAAAAAAUGCUCGAAAAUAAAUCACAAGUAACGAAAGUUGCACAAUCUACUCUAAGAGAUAAAAAACCUACUUUGAGAGAUAGAAUGCAAAUGCAGUUAAAAGCAUCCAGAUUCAGAUUUAUAAAUGAAACAUUGUACAAUAAUGACAGUUUACAAUCUAAACAUUAUUUUCAAAAAGACCCUGAUAGUUUUAUGGCUUAUCAUGCAGGAUAUAAACAGCAAAUUGAACAAUGGCCGAUAAAUCCACUGGAUGUUAUAAUAUCAUCAAUUAAAAAAUUGCCAACGGACAAUGUAAUCGCUGAUUUUGGAUGUGGUGAAGCCCGGCUCGCAGCUUCUGUUCCUCAUACAGUACAUUCAUUUGAUUUCAUUGCUCUAAAUGAUGAAGUGAAAGCUUGUGAUAUGGCUCAUACUCCAUUAUUAAUGAACAGCAUCCACGUUGUCGUGUUUUGUCUUUCUUUAAUGGGAUCUAAUCUUAAUGAUUAUAUAAUAGAAGCUAACAGGGUUCUUAAAAAUAAUGGGAUCUUGAAAAUAGCCGAAGUUGAGAGCAGAUUCGAGGAUGUAAAAGAUUUUAUAAGACUACUACGCCAUUAUGGUUUUAAAAAUACAUGGAAAGACUUGUCUCAUAACCUGUUUUAUUUUAUGGAUUUUAAAAAAAACGAAGAUAUAAGCAUGAAAAGAAAAAAUCUUCCUGCAAUUACGUUAAAAUCAUGUGUAUAUAAAAAGCGAUAA